Molecule: messenger RNA, 1244 nt
Organism: Durio zibethinus
Lineage: Eukaryota; Viridiplantae; Streptophyta; Magnoliopsida; Malvales; Malvaceae
Product: protein ROOT INITIATION DEFECTIVE 3-like
Biological process (GO): rRNA processing; DNA-templated DNA replication
Cellular component (GO): nuclear pre-replicative complex; rixosome complex
Molecular function (GO): protein binding
Source: RefSeq, a predicted model, not a curated record
AUGUCUUCUUCACAUCCUAUUGUCCUCACCAGCUCCCAUGAUGCUCCCAUCACUGCCUUUGACGCUGCCUCUGGUGACUUUAUUAGUAACUUCUCUGGCAGCAGAACUCCAUGCCAUGGCCUUGCCCUUGUUGGAAAUACAUUCAUUGCUGCCUCUCAUAUAUCUCCAGAGACAGCUUCUGGCUCUAUUCAUCUCUACAAUUGGUGGUCAUCAACAGCUAUGCACAAUUUUCUUGUUCCUGAACCUGUUGCAUCGUUAGCAGCUAGUCCUAAUGGCUUGUAUUUAUUUGCUGCUGGCCUUUCAGGUUGUAUAUAUGCUCUCUCAGUUCCUUCUGGGGAUAUCCUCAGAUCAUAUUCUGCACAUAACAAACCUGUAUCUUGCCUCAAAAUAAGUGAAGAUGGAUCUCUUCUCAUAUCAGGUGGUGAUGAUGGUACCAUUGCUUUUGUUCCAAUCUUUCAAAUUGUUGAGGCAUCGCCUGAUGAGAGUUCCAGCAGCUUGAUGAUGCAGAGAUUUGUUGCACAUGAUGAUUCAGUGACUGCAAUAGUCUCUUGUUUGGUACAGUGCAACUCAUCUAUAAUAUCAUGCUCUAUGGAUUGCACAGUUAAAUUUUGGAGACUGUUGGAUAGAGCAAACUUGAGAACAGUGACAUUCCCAUGUGAAGUUAUGAGGGUAGCAUUGGAUCAAAUGAAGACAGAAUUCUUUGCUGCAGGCUCUGAUGGAUUCAUCUAUAAGGGAUCAGUAAAUGUUGGAAGCAAAAAGCUGGUGAAUCAAGGCCGUGAAUUCGUCAGAUUGCCUCAAAAGCAUGAAGGAGGAAUUGUAUCUUUGGUGACAAUGAAUGAGCAGAAUAAUUUGGUAUCAGCCUCCGAAGAUGGAAUGGUUUAUAUUUGGGAAAUUGAAACAGGUCAGGUCAUUAUGGGACUUGGCAAUGAUAUGGGAUGCAUUAGUGAUAUGGUGGUGGCUAAUGGUAUGGAGCAAGGCUUUAAAGUUGGUAAAAGAGCUAACAAUUCUUGUGAUGGAUAUGGUGGAUUACACAGGGCGAAGCUCAGCAGGUCAUUGAAGGAUACGUUAGACUUGGAAGAUGUGUUAAGGGUGGCUACAAAGGACAGGAGAAGAGCCAUUGACAUGCUUGAGUCUGCAAUUUCAAUGUAUGAAAGGCUCUUGGAGCUCAUUCUCAAGGAAGCGAAGAGAGGUCCAGGCAGCAACAGUAAAAAAGAAAAGCAUGGCAUGUAAUUGUAAAACAAAUA